AUGCAGGCAGCCGGAGGAACGAGAAAAACCCGACGUCGGGAGCACCGCGGAGUAGGUGCAAAACAUCGGAGGGUCGAGAUCAUCGAAGGAGCAGAUUUUGAAUGUCCAGUGCAGCUUUACAACACGCUUCCGAUGUACGAAGACGUCGACCUUGAGCACAUAAAAGAAAUCACCAAGCAGCGCCAGAGAGCUCUCAACAUUAUUGACUCGGUUCAUGCGGACUCGGAGGACCAAGAUGCUAUCAAAAGCAAGCUUGACUUGAAGUUCAAAGGCGAAAAAGUAUCACCUCACUCGGAUUAG
This is a messenger RNA of Oikopleura dioica, 300 nucleotides long. The record is from the annotation of a GenBank genome assembly. Lineage: Eukaryota; Metazoa; Chordata; Appendicularia; Copelata; Oikopleuridae.